AUGGCGGCGCCCCGCAGCGACAGCGAGAAGCGGAAGCAGAUCAGCGUGCGGGGCAUUGCGGGGCUGGGCGACGUGGCCGAGGUGCGGAAAAGCUUCAACCGGCACCUGCACUUCACGUUGGUCAAGGACCGCAACGUGGCCACCCCCCGCGACUACUUCUUCGCGCUGGCGCACGCGGUGCGGGACCACCUGGUGGGGCGCUGGAUCCGCACCCAGCAGUGCUACUACGAGCGGGACCCCAAGCGUAUUUAUUACCUGUCUCUGGAAUUCUACAUGGGCCGCACCCUGCAGAAUACAAUGGUGAACUUGGGUAUGCAGAAUGUCUGUGAUGAAGCCAUUUACCAGCUGGGUCUGGACUUGGAGGAGCUGGAAGAAAUCGAAGAAGAUGCUGGCCUGGGUAACGGAGGGCUGGGUCGCCUGGCAGCUUGCUUCCUCGACUCCAUGGCGACGCUGGGGCUGGCAGCCUAUGGCUACGGGAUCCGAUACGAAUUUGGCAUAUUUAAUCAGAAGAUUCUCGAUGGCUGGCAGGUGGAGGAAGCCGAUGAUUGGCUGCGCUAUGGCAACCCCUGGGAAAAAGCCCGCCCUGAGUAUAUGCUUCCUGUGCAUUUCUACGGCCGAGUGGAGCACACUGCGGAGGGCGUGAAGUGGAUCGAUACUCAGGUAGUUCUUGCCAUGCCUUAUGAUACCCCCGUGCCAGGAUACAAGAACAACACCGUGAACACAAUGAGGCUGUGGUCUGCCAAAGCACCCAAUGACUUCAACCUUCAGGAGUUUAAUGUGGGUGAUUAUAUCGAGGCUGUGUUGGAUCGAAACCUGGCAGAAAACAUCUCCCGAGUCCUGUAUCCGAAUGACAAUUUCUUCGAAGGGAAGGAGCUGCGGCUGAAGCAGGAAUACUUCGUGGUAGCUGCCACCCUGCAGGACAUCAUCCGCCGGUUCAAGUCUUCCAACUUCGGCUCCCGAGACCCAGUCAGGACAUGCUUUGAGACCUUCCCAGACAAGGUCGCCAUUCAGCUGAACGACACUCACCCAGCACUUUCCAUCCCGGAGCUCAUGCGGAUCCUUGUGGACGUGGAGAAAAUGGAGUGGGAGAAGGCCUGGGAGGUCACCAAGCGGACCUGCGCCUACACCAACCACACCGUGCUGCCCGAGGCCCUGGAGCGCUGGCCAGUCACCAUGUUCGAGAAGCUGCUGCCGCGCCACCUGGAGAUCAUUUAUACCAUCAACCAAAGACAUCUGGAUCACGUGGCCGCCCUCUACCCCGGAGACCUAGAUCGUCUGCGCAGGAUGUCCGUGAUCGAGGAAGGGGACUGCAAGAGGAUUAACAUGGCCCACCUCUGCGUGAUCGGCUCCCACGCCGUCAAUGGGGUGGCCAGGAUUCACUCCGAAAUCGUGAAGAAUUCCGUAUUCAAAGAUUUCUAUGAGAUGGAACCAGAGAAAUUCCAGAACAAGACGAACGGCAUCACUCCGCGGCGCUGGCUCCUGCUGUGCAACCCAGGACUAGCAGGUGUAAUUGCUGAGAAAAUCGGAGAAGAUUUUGUAACGGAUCUGAGCCAGCUGAAGACGUUACUGGAUUUUGUCGAUGACGAGGUGUUUAUCCGGGAUGUGUCCAAAGUCAAACAGGAGAACAAGCUCAAGUUCUCGGCCUACUUGGAGGAGACGUACAAGGUGAAAAUCAACCCGUCCUCCAUGUUCGACGUGCACGUGAAGCGGAUUCACGAGUACAAGAGGCAGCUCCUCAACUGUCUGCACAUCAUCACCCUCUACAACCGCAUGAGAAAAGACCCAUCAAAGUCCUUUGUGCCAAGGACGGUGAUGAUCGGAGGAAAGGCAGCUCCCGGCUACUACAUGGCCAAAAUGAUUAUCAAACUGAUCACGUCCAUCGGGGACGUCGUCAAUAACGAUCCCUAUAUAGGAGAUCGACUCAAAGUCAUCUUCUUGGAGAACUACAGGGUGUCCUUUGCUGAGAAAGUGAUUCCCGCGGCCGAUCUGUCCCAGCAGAUCUCCACAGCCGGCACCGAGGCCUCGGGCACAGGGAACAUGAAGUUCAUGCUGAACGGCGCCCUCACCAUUGGGACCAUGGACGGGGCCAACGUGGAGAUGGCGGAGGAAGCCGGCGAGGAGAAUCUGUUCAUCUUCGGCAUGCGGGUGGAGGACGUGGAGGCGCUGGACAAGCGAGGGUACAAUGCUAGGGAAUACUAUGAGCGCAUUCCAGAGCUGAGACAAGCCAUCGACCAGCUCAGCAGCGGCUUCUUCUCGCCUAAAGACCCUGGCUGCUUCCGGGAUGUCGUCAAUAUGCUGAUGAACCACGACAGAUUUAAAGUGUUUGCUGACUACCAGGCCUACAUGGAGUGUCAGGGCCGCGUUGACCAGUUGUACAGGAAGCCAAGAGAGUGGACUAAGAAGGUCAUCAAGAACAUUGCUUCUUCGGGGAAGUUUUCCAGUGACAGGACGAUCACCGAGUAUGCCAGAGAAAUCUGGGGUGUGGAGCCAUCAGCUGAGAAGAUCCCCCCACCUAACAUCCCCAGGGAAUAAGCUGGGCACUAAAUGUGUGUCUGGUUGAUCCAGGCUUAAGGUGCUUCUGGUUUCCAGCUCGGUUUGCACAGAUGAACUUACACUAGUUGAGGGUCUGGAAUCUAUAAAAUAGGGCAUUGGCCAGGGAGAAGAGGGGGCUUUUAAUAAGAGCAGCGUGGGAGAUGUUGGCCAAAGCCUUGUGUGUGAAAACAAGUAAAACAAAAAGAGCAGCAGGAAACCUGGUUAGAACUAAGGCUAUUCUGUGUGUUACUCAUUUAACCAACUUGCAUGUCCUGUACUGUGUUGAGUGAGCUAAUGGCUGCAUAGGCUUCCUGAAGCUACAUCCCAUGCUAGGCCAAGCACCUAGUGAAAUUCUUGUUUUCCCCUUCCGUCAAAAGGCUGCGCUAGUCUCUGUAGAGGGGGUGAUCUCUGAACACCCUGCUCAGGUGAUCUGCCAGCGUGGUCUGAGCCUACCCAUGCCUCCCACCCUGCCAGUCACUGCUAGGGGCCUCCCCCAGGUUCUUACACCUUCCAGCCACGGUCAGAGCUGGGACACAGGUUAGGUGAAGCAGGAGUGGAGCCAAAACACCUCAUUUUCCCUAUUAACGUUUUAUGGCUAAAGGUAAAUGACCCCACCCUCGCGAGGUGGCUAGUUUUGCUGCAUUGGUUGAAAUAGGAUUAAACUCCACUAGCCAGCCGGCCUGUUUUAAUGAUCACAAAAUAAGAUUUAUUUAUUUUUAAACUGCCAAGUAGGAAACGUGCAGAAGGAGCUGACAGGCUCUGUGAGCAUAGCCGGGGGCUUUUGGAGCACACCUGAGCCCUAACCUUAUGGUUGCGUCUGUACCUAGCAGCCCCGGGUGAGCUGGAGGACGGGGUGUGUGAGAUUCAUGCUGAAAAGGGGCAGCUAAUGGACUUCAGCCACGAUUGAAACCAGCCUCUUUCCUUACCAGGUGGGGCCAGGGAUUUUGGGAGUUCGUUCUAAAGACCACACCUAAUUUGAAUUAAAAAGCAGCUUGCAGACAUCAAUUCAAUAUGGAGGCGCCUCCUGGAGUGGUUAUGGGUCCCUGUCUAAGGCACCCUCUUGCUCCAAGUUGUGUUUAUAGAGCUGCUAUGAAGGCAUGAGAGAUUGUUUUAGCCUUCAUCUAGCAUGGGCAAAAGCAGAACCGCUGUACCCGCUGAGCAGGGCGAUGUACAGGACACUGCAAACCUGCCGAAACGCUUCCUAAAGAAUUUUGGUUUAGUGAGGUCAAGCCCCCUGGAGCUGGGCCUGGCUUGCGCUUUCUUCAGAGCAUGGGCCUUGUCUGUGUUACAAAUACUUGUAAGCACCAGCCUGUAAACACUGUGCUUGUGUGAGAGCAGGGGGCUGGAUGGCUGCUGAGGCGUGUGGGCCACAAGCAUGGCCUUGUGCACAGGGGGAAGAGGAGCCUGUCACCUUAACACUCCCCCCCUGCCCAAGCCAGCCUGAACCCAACACCCCUGUUUUUAUUGUUGGUACAGUUUUGUUGGCCCUGCAGUCAGGGACAAAGACUUACCGUCACUUUCCCUCUGGCAAAGGGCCCUGCAUUUACUGUGCUAGCCAAGGGCCCUCGCUGGCCCCACUGACCCAUUCCUGCACAGAACUGCUCCAUCUCCUUUUCUACCCCAGUCAGGCUAAGCUGUCUGUGUGACCUAGCCCCAGAAAGAGCCACUGCCCGCCCUGUGGCAUUGGCUACUGACCAGACCACCGCCAUCAAGGAAAAAGGCCCAAAGCUAGACCAUCAGCUAGCAGGCAAGUCACUGCCCCCCAAGCCCUUCAGUCUGCUCACAGAGCUACAAGGCAGGGCCAGGACCAUGUAGCCCACGGCAGCCUGGCAGCCAGCAACCCCCUGCUACAGGGACUGUGACAGCCCCAGCGCUCUCAGUGGCUGCCCCCAGUGUCUGAGAGGGGAAAAGACCUGGAAAGGUACAGACAGGAUCUAUGGCAAGGGGCCUCCGCAGCCCAGGGCAGGACCCUGGAAGGGCCUGAGAAUUAACAUCCCAGGGCCCUGGAGAGCCUACCAGCCACAGCUGGGCUCAGUCACUGCCCAUAUGGUGCUGGAACUUGAAGCUCCUAGUGUUGGAAGAGCCAGUUUCCGGCAUAGUCUCCCUCGGCCCAGCUCACACAGAGCAAGCCCGUCAACACCGAGCGGUCUGAUACAAUGAUUGCAUUGUCCUCACCCAGCCUCCCACCUGUGCAUUUUCUUAGUCCGAAGAGUGGAGUCAGGAAAAGCACAGACAUUAGGAACCUAAAUACAAGUGAGGAUCUGGGCCCAAGAGCCGACAGCCAAAUACAGAAUUGCUGGGAAAUAUCAUUGGCCACAGCACACUUGAAAUUAAGUCAUUGUGUCCUGGCUCACCCGCCUCUGCUGUGUACAUUGGUGUGUUAACUUACAUCAUGUCUUUAUGCCCAUGAGCAACGAAAGGGACUAAGCCUGUCACUUCUCAGCUGGGAAGUGGAUACACUUCCUGUGUACAGAAAAGGUGUGCAUUGAAAUCAAGUACAGCCCUGUUAUGUCAAUGAUCAGAAAGACCAACCCCUAAGUCCACUUAAUGAUUUUUAACUGUAGUGUUGGUGCAGCCAUGUUAGACCCAGGAUUGUGGAGAGACAUGGUGGGUGAGGUAACAGCUUUUAAUGGAUCAACUUCUGGGGUGAGAGACAUGAGCUUUUGAGCUACACAGGGGCUGGAGAAGACCGGAAGAGCUCUGUAUAGCAUUAUCUCACUCACCUUGUGUCGCUAGAAUUUUUAAACGCUGUCAAAUUUCUUGAAUAUACAACAAUACUUCUGCUAAAGAAUGUACUGUACUUCAUCUGCAUGCAGCUGCUGAUCUACAGCCAGUGUGUUUUGUGUUGACCUAGCCUAGGAGGAAUACUUGCUGGAUUGUCAAUGUGUUACUGACAUUUCAUAGUCUGUGUUCCAUGAACUGGGCUAUUUGAACUGUAACAGUAGAACAGAGUUGCUAUCUCGGAAAUCAACUCGUACCGAGCAGGAAAGUGGAAGGUUUUGAACUUCGAGCAUCCCAGUUGCUUCUGUUUCUGCCUCUAAUGGGACAUGGAAAUAGAUUUAGUGCAUUGUUUCAACAUGUUGGCAUGAAGUAUGGAUAUUAAUCUGUGUAGUGAAUCAGUGUUCCUCACCUGUGCAUUGGAAACUGAUUAAAACAAUCAGAAUGCCCAGCUGGUUUGUGUUCAAAUCCUUGGUUUCUAGUACUUAGUCUCACAAUAAUAUAAAUCUCAGAAAUUGACUAGGCUCAGCAAGUUAAGUCACCCAUGAUGCUGCUUUCCCUCCCCCAUCCCUUUAGCAUGGCACCCUGCAGAAGCCAUUUCUGGCUAUACACCACAUCUCCGGUAUGCCAAUGACAUGGUCUAACAAGCUCUGGUGCCAACACAUACUAGUGACAAGCUCAGCAACCCCCGGCAGGCUGGGAAUUCAGCAGGGUAUUAAUUAAG
Messenger RNA from Terrapene triunguis (Three-toed box turtle), 5974 nucleotides. It is a transcript of the gene PYGB, whose product is annotated as glycogen phosphorylase B. Lineage: Eukaryota; Metazoa; Chordata; Testudines; Emydidae. Gene Ontology annotation, biological process: glycogen catabolic process. The record is from RefSeq and is a predicted model, not a curated record. The transcript has 20 exons. Bases 1 to 2532 code for a protein of 843 amino acids. Gene Ontology annotation, molecular function: pyridoxal phosphate binding; glycogen phosphorylase activity. Gene Ontology annotation, cellular component: cytoplasm.